Messenger RNA from Paramormyrops kingsleyae, 1715 nucleotides. Its product is annotated as transcription factor Sox-3. The record is from RefSeq and is a predicted model, not a curated record. Gene Ontology annotation, cellular component: nucleus. Gene Ontology annotation, molecular function: DNA-binding transcription activator activity, RNA polymerase II-specific; RNA polymerase II cis-regulatory region sequence-specific DNA binding. Lineage: Eukaryota; Metazoa; Chordata; Actinopteri; Osteoglossiformes; Mormyridae. Gene Ontology annotation, biological process: brain development; positive regulation of transcription by RNA polymerase II; negative regulation of transcription by RNA polymerase II.
AAUCACUUUUCGAGGUUACUAUUAAGAGCUCAGGUUGGAGAAUAAGUUUUCACAGUUCUGUUCCAGAGCCGAGAGAGUAAGAGAGGUUCGGCAAACGUAAAGAGACGAGAAAUACUGAAGACUAAAAAGGCAGUUGAAUGUAUAGCAUGAUGGAAACAGAGAUAAAAAGCCCACUGCCGCAGCCCAAUUCGGGGCCGGGGGGUAACAGCGGUAAAGGGAACGGUGCCAGCGACCAGGAUCGGGUGAAACGGCCCAUGAACGCUUUUAUGGUCUGGUCCCGCGGACAACGAAGAAAGAUGGCACAGGAGAAUCCUAAAAUGCACAAUUCGGAGAUCAGCAAGCGUCUGGGUGCUGACUGGAAACUUUUGACCGACGCAGAGAAGCGACCAUUCAUCGACGAGGCCAAGCGACUUCGGGCGAUGCACAUGAAGGAGCAUCCGGAUUAUAAAUACCGACCCCGCAGAAAAACCAAGACCCUGCUUAAGAAAGACAAAUACUCAUUGCCAGGAGGACUUCUGGCGCCAGGUACCAAUGCCGUUAACAAUUCUGUCUCAGUCGGACAGAGGAUGGACAGUUACGCGCACAUGAAUGGAUGGAGCAAUAGCGCCUAUUCCCUCAUGCAGGACCAACUUGGCUACACGCAGCACCCUAGUAUGAACAGUCCACAGAUUCAGCAGAUGCACCGGUACGAGAUGGCAGGGCUGCAAUACCCCAUGAUGUCCAGCGCUCAGACCUACAUGAACGCAGCUUCAACUUACAGCAUGUCGCCGGCGUACACACCGCAGACAACCAGCGCUAUGGGCUUGAGUUCUAUGGCUUCGGUGUGCAAGAGUGAACCAAGUUCACCCCCGCCGGCAAUCACGUCUCAUUCUCAAAGAGCCUGCUUGGGAGACCUGCGGGAUAUGAUAAGCAUGUACCUUCCUCCCGGGGGAGACGGAUCGGAUCACUCUUCGCUUCAGACCAGUCGGUUACACAGCGUUCAUCAGCACUAUCAAAGCACCGGCACUGGAGUGAAUGGAACGCUACCGCUCACUCACAUUUGAACAGACUGAACCUUGAAGUGCGUCGCAAACUUGAACGUUUUGAUCUCUGAAUUUAGAAUUGAAUUCCGAGGUUUUGUGUAUUGCUUUGUUUUUCCAAAAGAAAAACAAAUGCCCAUCUCACAUGAAAUCCCUUUAAUCUCCGUAAGGGAACGUCCUGGAAUGCGUGCCAGUACUGAGCCCAAAUGAGUAAUUCGUAUUUCAGAGAUUUUUAUUUCGCGUCUUCUCUAGAAGAAGAAUGGGGACUUAUUUUGUUGCCAGUUUCAUUAAAACGUCUUUCGGAAAGACUAGUCAAUGAAGAGGAAAAGUACACUAUCACAAGUACAUGUUUACAAUUAAAAUGUAGAAUGUUCAAGGUUUGUGCCGGCAAUGUCCAAAUCUGUGUAGAGCUGGUUAUUUUUAUUUUCAUGAAUUUAGGUUUCAGGUCUACAAAAGACUGCGGCUCGCAAGCGGGAGUUAUAUUUAUAGUAAGCUGUGUAUUUUAAUUUUCUUCAUGAAGCUUGUGAACGUUUUGUCAACUUGUUCCUUUUUGGUUUGUGAGAUUUUUUGUGAUAUCUUUGACAGUAACAAGUUGAUAUAUAUCGCAAUUGGAGAAAUCUAUUUAAACAGAUGUUUCUACAGAAUUUAAGAUCAUUCUCUAUUCCAAAAUGAUAAAUAAAUUUGUACGAAGCACAA